Molecule: messenger RNA, 494 nt
Organism: Mugil cephalus (flathead mullet)
Lineage: Eukaryota; Metazoa; Chordata; Actinopteri; Mugiliformes; Mugilidae
Product: protein S100-P-like
Exons: 2
Coding region: 117-392 (91 amino acids)
Biological process (GO): endothelial cell migration
Cellular component (GO): extracellular exosome; cytoplasm
Molecular function (GO): transition metal ion binding; calcium ion binding
Source: RefSeq, a predicted model, not a curated record
AGGUAUAAAAAAAGAGCUGUCUCUCUUCUUUGUCCACUCCCUACUGCUCCGUCGAACCGUGCAUCUCUUCGCACUUUUUCUCUUCGUCUUACUCGCCGACCUGCAAAGCAGCAACCAUGACCCAGCUGGAGACAGCCAUGACUAUCCUGAUGCAGACCUUUGAUACCUACGCUGGCACAGACGGAAAGAAGGACUCGUUGAGCAAAGCCGAGGUCAGGACCCUGCUGGAGAAGGAGCUGCCCGGACUGCUCAAGUCGGCAAAGAACCAAGGAGAGGUGGACAAGCUGCUGAGUGGACUGGACUUCAACGGAGACGCUGAGGUCGACUUCAGUGAAUUUGUGGUGAUGGUAGCUGCCAUUACCUGCGCCUGCCACGACCGUGUCAAGAAGUGAGCCGUCGCCACCAUCCUCGUCUGGGCCCAAGUGGAGUCAACAAAAUUAUUAAAAACCCCUGUUACUGUUAUUUGUGAAAAUCAAAUAAAGUGCCUAAACUAA